GUAUAGGAUUUAACACUUAAGAUUUAAUUUAUGUUAGAUAAAUUCCAUCAAAUCUCUUUGGGAGGUUAAACAUAUCUAAUUAGUUAAAAGCUAUACUGGAUGGUAAUCAAUAAAGUUCAAAAAUAUUGAAUAUGAAACCGAAGAUUCAGGGGACUUGAAUAUACUUGAAAUAUCUUGUUAAGAUUUGGCUGGUCAUACUAUAAAAAGAGAGCGAAUGAUGCGAGAAGGAACUUUGUGAAAAGGUCUGCGAGCGUGUGACAAAAGAAAGAGUGAUCGUCACUUCGUGUGAGAGAGAGAGAGAGAGACGAAAGGUGAUCGAGAGAGAGAGAGAGAGUUGAUCGUUACAGAAUGAAUACAAGGGUCGCAAGGAGAGGUGAUCCGGUUCCUUGUUAUAGGGACAUCAGAAAUACCUCAAGGUUUCUGCAGAAUCAGAAUCAAACUUCAACUGCACGUACUGGCAAAGCCGAUAAUGGCGCAAGACCCUCUAAGCCCAAACCCCAUUCAUCGGCAACAGUUUGCAAGUACUGGAUCAAUGGAAAUUGCGCACAUGGCGAUCGUUGUUGGAACUUGCAUUCCUGGUUUCAGGGACAUGCCUUUUCUCCGCUCACUAAGCUCCAUCAACACAAGAAGAUUGUCACCGGAAUUACACUUCCGGUUGGAUCGGACAAACUAUUUUCCAGUAGCACUGAUGGGACAGUUCGCAUAUGGGACUGCCAUACGGGUCAAUGUGUUAAAGUUAUAAAUCUGGGUGCUGAAGCAAGAUGUUUGAUCAGUGCGGGUCCGUGGCUUUUCGCCGGUGUGAGCAAUACUGUUAAAGCUUGGAACAUUGCUGAGCUCACUCUUGACGGACCUAAGGGUCAUGUACUUUCCAUGGCUGUUUGCAACGAUAUACUUUUUGCUGGAGCAAUGGAUGGUGUUAUUUAUGCAUGGAGUGCCAUUUCUGAUGCAAAUGUCCCAUUCAAACCAUUGGCAACGUUAAAUGGCCAUAGCAAAGCUGUUGUUUGCUUAACUGGCGGACCAGGGGACAAGCUCUACUCCGGUUCCAUGGAUCAUACCAUAAAGGUUUGGGACCUCAAGACAUUACAAUGCACGAUGACGUUGAAAGGGCACACUGAUAUAGUGACAUCUCUUAUCUGGUGGGACCGAUAUUUGUUCUCAAGUUCAUUGGACGGCACAGUUAAGCUUUGGACUGUAACUAGAGAAGAAACUUUGGAAGUAGUGUACACGUACCAUGAAGAACAUGGUGUGGUUAGAAUUAAUGGGAUGAUUGAUGCAGAUGGGAAGCCCAUUUUGUUUUGCUCCUGCAACAACCACUCAGUGGGGUUGUAUGAAAUGCCAUCAUUCGGUGCGAGAGGAAGAUUAUUUUCAAAACAAGAGAUUCGAGUAAUAGAAGAAGGCCCUGGUGGACUCUUCUUCACUGGAGACGGAACUGGUUUGCUCACUGUCUGGAAAUGGUUGGCAGAGUCGGAGCCUAAGAUCGCAUCUUCAUGAUUCCCAAUAAUUAUGUAGUUUAAUUUAACCAUAGAGUUUGUGUAUAUAUAUAUAUAUCUUCCUCGUCUUGGACAAGAUCAAUCAUAGCAAGAUUAUUGAUGUGUUUCAAAAUAUUUGUUUGUAACAUUGUAUACAUGUGUUCGAUUCCAAUUAUGAGAUGCCCGUGUGGGGCAUCAACAACUCUUGAUCUAAAGAAUGUAUACAUUCAUUCAUAUUUAUAUUC
Molecule: messenger RNA, 1714 nt
Organism: Prosopis cineraria
Lineage: Eukaryota; Viridiplantae; Streptophyta; Magnoliopsida; Fabales; Fabaceae
Product: zinc finger CCCH domain-containing protein 48-like
Molecular function (GO): protein binding; metal ion binding
Source: RefSeq, a predicted model, not a curated record